This is a messenger RNA of Cladocopium goreaui, 2964 nucleotides long. The record is from the annotation of a GenBank genome assembly. NCBI's taxonomy places the organism in Eukaryota, Dinophyceae, Suessiales, Symbiodiniaceae.
AUGGUUUCGCUGGAAUCGAAAGCUGCAUGGGAAGCACGUGCACGUGCUAUCGGAGUGCCCGAUGGCUUUUUAGCUGAGCUGCAAGGAUGUAGUCUGGACACAUUUGGUCAAUGGGCUUUUUGCUGUCAAUGCGAUCAGAACAGUUUCGAUGACACACCUAUCAAAACUGCAGUGGAUGCUUUGCUAGGGCGUGAAGUGACGCCACAGGAGAUGGUCUUGUGCAGAAGGCUUUACUUUGAGGGCAGAACUUAUGCAGCUGCCGACAUGCAGGCGAGGAUUGAACGAACUUCAGAGGACAAGCCAAGGACCAUGCCACUUGCAGAGCGCAUGGCGAGAAUAGAGCGCCAAAAAGGCGACUUGGUGGGCGUCACAUGGACGGCAGAGCUGGAGCCGUCUCACAAGCUGGUAGAUAAAAUAGUGGCUAUGCAGGAUGAUGGGGCUCUGCUUUUCAUCCCACCACACGCUUGUGUCAGCAGGGUGCAAGAGAUCCAUCAGGAGAAACACGAGGUUGCCUUAACCUUCGACUCAGCAGGCAACAUCCGUAUGGGCAAGAAAGCAGAAGAGCUGAAGUGUGAUACCAAUGGUGAUUUGAAUCUGAGAAAUGCGUGGACUAGAAGAAACCUUGCCUACGAUCAGGCGGGUCUGGCCAGUUUUGUGGUCUUGGAAAAGUGGCCAACCAAGCUGAUGCUUGCACCGGCCGCUCCUUCCAAGCCGACGCCAAAAGCAGCAGAGCAAGCCACAGGCGCUACAAACUGGCGCAAAGGAAGCAAUGGAUGGAGAUGCCUGAAGUUCCAAUGGGGAUUGUGCAGCAGACAGAAGGAGAGCAAGUGUAAGUUUGGGGUGCAUGAAUGCUUUAAGUGUGGAGCUAAGCGCCCCUACAACCAGCGUUUGGCGGCCUGCAUUCUGCAAAAACUGGAAGCAGGACCAACCUUUUUGAACCUCAAGCAGCUGCGCUUGGACAGCCUCCAAGCUCAAGGAAGACAGCAUCGGGCCCUUCAACAACUGGUGCCCGAUUUCGAAGCUUUUCUUUGGCGAUCUCCUUCGAUCCCACUGGCCAAAAACGAAAAGCCCCUGCCACCAAAAACAGCGGGGGAGGAACUCGAGGUGGCUGAUGAAGACCCUGCGCAUGAGGGCGCGGUCAAAGUAGGUGUUUGGAUGGAGCCAGAGGUCAUGCACGACUUUUUGGAAGGUGUUGAUUUGGUAGGAGAAGAGCCGAUGUCAGCACUUUACAAAGAAAAGCUACAGCCAGCCACCAUGACUGUUGAGCAACUGAAUAUGUCAGCAUCACUUCACAGAAAGCUUGUGAUAGGCCGACCCCUUGCUGACCAUGAAAAGGAACAUGCAGAUAGGUUAGUGGAGCUAUCCCAAGAGGAAGUGGAGGAAUCAUUCCUCCGUGGCCCUUUCUUUUCUGAAGACGAAGUUUCGGCGGAGCUGGGAACGCAAGACUGGACCCUGACAAAGCGCUUUUUGCUAGUUCAGGGCGAUGACGGGAAAGAACGCAUAAUUGAUGACUACAGGAGAAGCCAUGUAAAUGCAGCCUUUGCUUCCCGGUCCUACUUGGAGUUGCAGGAUGUGGAUGUUUUGGCAGCCCUUAUAACCCUCCUAAUGCACUUGCUGAAAGGAGGCCACGAUGUUUCUCUCCCGCUUUCAGAUGGUACGGUCUUGAGGGGAAAGCUCUCCCGAGCAGCCAUGUCAGGGGAAGCCAUUCUAGGCAGGUGUUUUGAUUUGUCAAAGGCCUACAAACAACUUGCAGUGAGCACGGCCAGCCUCCGGUAUUCUGUUUUGGGUGCACGGAACAGCAGCGGCAAGUGGUUCUACUACAUUGGGCAGUCCCUGCCUUUUGGUUCAACAGCAAGUGUUUACAGUUUCAACAAGAUGGCCCGGGCACUUCAAUUCCUGCUCUGGGAAGACUUUGGGGUGGUAACCACCAACUUUUAUGACGACUACCCAACACUGGAGCUUGCUGGUGCUGCGGAAAAUACCACGCAGGUGGUGUCAGGUUUCUUUCAAUUGCUUGGCUGGAGGCAUGCUGUGACGGGCAAGAAGGCCAAACCUUUUGCUUCAACUUUCGCGGCUCUGGGGGUGGAAUACAAUCUGGCCAACCUCCAUGGCUCUUUCUUUACAGUGGGCAACAAACCUGAACGCCUCCAGCGCAUCGGGCGCCUGAUUCAGCAAGUUGCCCAGGAGAAAGCAGUAACCAGUUCCACAGCAGCUUCCCUACAUGGGCUUUUGAAUUUUGCGUCUGGAUUUGCGCUGGGCAAAGCACUACAACCAGCGGCUCAAGGCUUUUCUUCUCUGGCAAUGGGUGCCAAUCUCCCUCCGCAAGUGCUAGCAGAUUUAUGCCAGCAUGCCCUAACAGUUCUUAGAUCUCUCCAACCUCGCAAGGUGGCAACCUCGGAUGAGCCUCACCCCAUAAUCAUCUACACUGAUGGUGCAUUUGGAGAAGACCUUGCGGAUUGGGGGGCAAUCGUGUUGGACACUGCCACCAAUACAAGAGAAUGUUUUGCUGGACGAGUCCCCGCUUUUCUGCUGGAAGCAUGGCGUGGAUUGGUUGGCGAGCAACUUAUUUGUCAGAUUGAGAUGUAUGCGGUUCUGUGCAUACGGUGGCACGCGAGACACUUACUGCAUGGCCGGCGUGCAAUCCUGUUCAUCGACAACGAGGCCUGUAGGUAUUGCCUGAUCAAAGGAAGGUCUCCAUCUGACCCACUUUUUCGGAUGGCCCAUGCUUGCUCCUGUUUGGAAGGCGCCAUGCCAUGUUACUUAUGGUAUGAACGUAUUGCAUCAUAUUGCAAUCCUGCAGACCUCCCCUCAAGGAGGCAAGCCGAACAAGCUUGUCGAAAGUGGAACCUGAAGUUAGGUGGAGAUAUCAGCUUGCCGUCUGAGCUCUAUACCUCCAUCAUUGACGGAGUGCCUUUUCCUCGACUGGCAUGGGCGGGAAACGAUGUUAGCUGGAUCCUCGAAUAA